Dermacentor silvarum is the source of this 2277-nucleotide messenger RNA. RefSeq names its product mitochondrial ribonuclease P protein 1 homolog. Gene Ontology annotation, molecular function: tRNA binding. Gene Ontology annotation, cellular component: mitochondrion; nucleoplasm; nucleus. NCBI's taxonomy places the organism in Eukaryota, Metazoa, Arthropoda, Arachnida, Ixodida, Ixodidae. The transcript has 5 exons. The coding region runs from base 556 to 1605 and encodes 349 amino acids. The record is from RefSeq and is a predicted model, not a curated record. Gene Ontology annotation, biological process: mitochondrial tRNA 5'-end processing; positive regulation of mitochondrial translation.
CCGGAGCCAAAUCCAAAAUAACACGGUCAGCAUGUGCUUCUGCUACAGUGUAAUUGUAUUGCCUUGCUUGGCAUCACAUACGAGUGUGAUUAGUUUAUGAGAGUUACAAAUGUGGUAUACCUUACUAUUUAUCUGCCAGACAUCCGAUAGCUGUCCGUCAUAGAAGAACUCGCGGAUCAUGUUUGUGUUCUUUUCGCUCAUUUUGAAAACGGCGUGAUCUGUGUAAAGUGAAGUGCAACCGAGCAGCGCCAUCGCAAGUCUCGGAAGUUGCUUUGGAAAAGGACGCGAAGAUCUUGGCACACAACAGUCAGGAAUCAUGGCUAAAUUCCUUUCAAGGAUUCCCGUGCUUUUCACCCGGUGCUGCGCACCCGCCUGGGGAGUCGGUACUACGCGCUUCGGACAGUGUUUACCGAGCCCUCGAGGGCCCUCCAGUGUGAACAACAGUGUAGCGCCGUUCUUGCUGCGAUCGUUUUCCACCGCAGCAGACGUUUCGAAAGCAACGGACGCUAAGAAUGAGGAACACGACAAACGUACUGCCCUGUUCAACACACCGAAAUGACGGUGGACGAUUUCAAGGAGCUCAUAACGAGCGAUGAGACGAGACGACGGAUUCACCUUGUCCUACUCGAGUACGUGAGCUGUCGCGACACUGUGGGACGCGUGCCUUCUGUGUUGAGCGUUGAGGACAUGGAGAAACUGCUCGGUAUCGGUUCUCCCAUACAAAGGACAAAGUACUUCAACUACCUGUUCAAGACCGAGAUGGCAGCGCGCGCCUUGAAGCGACGCAAGGAACAACGCAGACAAGAGCGGCUCGCGGCCAAGGAAGAGAAGUUGAAGAAGGCCGUUGAGGACGGCUCGAUUAACCACAUCCAGUACGGCAUCGAGAACACAAUUUUUCUUUUCAUCCGGGACCAAUCGAUUCACAGGUUUCAGAACUACAGACAGGCCUAUGCUGCCAUGUUUGGGCAAACAUUGGUGUUUGACCUGGACUACGAGCAGGAAAUGACGAAUCGCGAGGUGAUCAAUGCUGCUGACCAGCUGCAAGAAGCCUUUGCCGUAAACAGGCUCUCUCCAGAUCCGUUCAAUCUGGUCUUCUGUGGUCUGAAAGGCGAGCAGUACAGACAUCACGUAUACAAGGCCAUACCUCACUUGGGCAAGCCGAGCUGUCUCAUAACCGUCACUGAGAACAGCUACCUUGAUUUGUAUCCAAAGGAAAAGUUGGUCUACCUGACACCCGAUGCAAGGCAGCCGCUUCGCUACAGUGAUGAUGCUAUCUACAUCAUAGGUGCCAUGGUUGACCUCGGCACGCAGAUGCCAUACUCCAUGGCUCGAGCCAAGAGACAGGGAAUCAGUUUUGCUAGGCUUCCUCUGGAUGAGUACCUGCAGUGGGGCCAGUCGUCUUCCAAGACUCUCGCUCUGAACCACAUCACCCGCAUCCUUCUCGACAUGAAGGCCACCAAGAACUGGAAUGAGGCAUUCAAAGCGAUUCCCUCAAGGAAGCUCAAGUCUGCUGAACAGCUUAAAGCAGAAGAACAGUUCCAGGUCACCAAAGAACACAAGAAGCAGAGGGUGCUGAAGAAGUUUAACUUGAACAACAAUAAAUAAUCAAGCCUUAAAUAAAAGGUAGUAGAGAACUAAAAAAAAAUUGUGUGCAGCAUUUUUGUCAGUCUUGAUUAUAGUUGAAUGACCUGCUAGGCUACUUGCGUCUAAAAACUGUCCGAGGUGAAGGUUGCAAUGCCACAAGCAUUUUUGACUUUUCAUGUUUUUGUGUUAAGUGAAAGUCAAAGAGCGCUAAACUUUAGAAAAGGUGCUGGCAAGUGCCAGAGCACCCUCAAUAAUUUGGUAUAACUUAUUUCUAAAAACCAGUUCUGGUCUUGGUACCUAGAAGGUGAAUGUGUCGCGACAUCAUAAUACACUAGCUCACUUUGUUCCUGUGAUUGCCGCAGCUGCGUCAUGUGAACACAGCCAUAAAAAACAAGUGCAGUACCGUUGAUUUUUUGGGGAUGUGUGAACAUCAUUGUCAUGUCCGACUUUAUUGCUGCACGAUGUCAGCAAAUUUUGCUUGGGCUCAUGACAUUGAUGCAAAGUUCGGCAUUUCAAAACACCUUGAGCAUCAAAUUAAAAUAUCCUAUAGACGCUCAUACCUCCUAAGCGUGAACUUUUCACGUGCAAGAUGCGUGAGGUAAUAGUUUCUACCGCUUUAAAAGUGUGUGUCAGUACUCAUUUAAUGUUCUUAAGUGCACUGCACGUUGGCAUCGUUUCUCACAGAUAAAUAAA